Messenger RNA from Carassius carassius (crucian carp), 1392 nucleotides. RefSeq names its product chromosome 46 C1orf127 homolog (gene ciroz). NCBI's taxonomy places the organism in Eukaryota, Metazoa, Chordata, Actinopteri, Cypriniformes, Cyprinidae. The coding region runs from base 91 to 714 and encodes 207 amino acids. The transcript is spliced from 4 exons. The record is from RefSeq and is a predicted model, not a curated record.
AUUAAAAGUCUGUUUUUUUUUUUUUAGGUUUUCAAAUCUGAAGGACAUUUCUUACCUCUCAAACUGGUCAGUGGCCAUUAUGCUUACAGCAUGGAGGCGGCCUGUCCAAACAUGAACAAUUCGUCAUCUGAAGACACUGUGCUGCAUGUCUAUAAACAGCGUGUGGGCUUGACCAAAAAAGGUGGAUAUCAAAAUGAAACCCUGUCAGUAAGCUCUGUUAUUGUGGAACAGACUGACAAUUUCAAGUGGUCAGAGACAAAUGACUUUGUGCAGCUUAUCAUUCCCACAUCCCAUAUUCAACAGAAAAAGGAGUGCAUCGAUCAGUCAGGUGAAAAACUUCAGCAAAAUUUCUACAAGAUAGAUGCUAUUCUCACAUUUAAAAAGACAAAUCAGAAAAUGCACUGGACCAUGGAAAAAUCCCUUUGUUCAGAUAUGUUAAAAUCAAACCUCCAUUUAUUACACAGUGACACACAAGAAGCUAAUGUGACAACACUUUCACCCGAGGGGAUAACAGACAAGCUAGAAGUUCCUGAUUAUUACAACAAAGAGUUUACCCCUCCUGUGCAACCAGAGAUGUCUACAGCAUCACAGACAGCAGAUGAAGAAUCCAGUAUAACCUCAGUACAAAUCCAACAACUCCAAACAUCUGAUGCACUUAGUACACCAUCAACGGAGAUAGUAACAAACUGUUUACAGCUACACUUUAUGGCCUAAAGCACAACAAAGAUCUCUCGAGAAGUUCAUCUGUGCAUCAUUGACUGUGAGGGGCUGCAGUGCAGAACGGAUGGAUAUGCAGGUACCAACCGCACACAAGUCAGUGAUUUUCCAAACAACACUAUUACUGUUGGUAGUCCAUUAAUCACAACACUUGUAAUCACAGUUUGAAAUACAGCUACACAUUUAAGCACCAUUUUCACUCAGACUGGGAUUUACAACACAACAGUCAAGUGGACCCAUGCAUCUUCUCCACUGACAAGCAAUCACAUGUGGGGAAUGAUUACAUCUAAGACUGUGUUUGUCGUGCCAUUUAAAUACAAGCUACUGUCUCAGAACUCCCUCAGCUGUGUGUGUCACGUCACAGGAAUAAAUGUGGUGUCUAGAAUUAAAAAAAUUGGUGCUAAUUCUCAGGUUGCGCAGUAACUAUCCCUGUCACUUCACUGAAAGACAGAAAGUGCCUGGCAGUUUAGCAGAUGAAGCAGUAUUCUUGGCUCUCUACUUUAUUUCCUUAAGCAUAAUGUAAUAUUGUAGUGCCUUUAGUACAAUUUCUUUCAUCUUUUGCAAUGUAUGAUUGUUUAGAUUUUUUUUUCAGAGUGGUAAAGAUGGUUUAUUUACUAAGCAGCUCUCUCCUAACAGAGAUACUCUAUUCUAAUUGGUCAGUCACAACAUUCAUAU